Messenger RNA from Austrofundulus limnaeus, 1784 nucleotides. RefSeq names its product adenylate kinase 8 (gene ak8). The transcript has 14 exons. Gene Ontology annotation, biological process: nucleobase-containing compound metabolic process. NCBI's taxonomy places the organism in Eukaryota, Metazoa, Chordata, Actinopteri, Cyprinodontiformes, Rivulidae. Gene Ontology annotation, molecular function: nucleobase-containing compound kinase activity; ATP binding. Bases 115 to 1572 code for a protein of 485 amino acids. The record is from RefSeq and is a predicted model, not a curated record.
CCGCUCAGACCGAGUUGCAGCUGCCGCAGGACGGAUAAUCGUCGAAGAUUUCUGCGGGUUUUUUGCGUUUCUGCGCGUCAAACCUGCACAGGAAGCACGGAAACAGACCGUGGGAUGGAUGAGACUCUGAAGCCUGUGAGGAUCCCUCCUCACAUGAGCAUUUAUGCCGACAAACACAACCUGUCUCACCUGGUGCAGAGCUUGGUGUCCUCUCUGGUGGUGGACCGCCCCGACGAUCCGAUCUCCUACCUGGUGGACUUGCUGCAGAGGAGCAGGGUGGACAUUCCCAGGGUGAUGCUGCUCGGCCCACCUGCUGUCGGCAAACACACACUGGUGAGUCUAAACACACCUGGUUCUGGUUCUGGUUCUGGUUCUGGUUCUGGGUCAGGUUCUGGUUCUGGGUCAGGUUCUUCUUCUUCUGUGGUUGUUUUUCAGGCGAAGAGGCUGAGCGCCGAGCUGAAGGCCGUCCACGUGACCAUGGAGGGUCUACUGGAGGACCAAUCAGAGCUGAGAGCUCUGACUGAGCAGGUAACACAGGAUGUUCCUGCAGAUCUUCUGGUCCAGCUGGUCCAACAGAGACUGAAGGAGGUGGACUGUCUCCAGGAGGGCUGGGUCCUGGAGGGGAUCCCUCAGACCCGUCUUCAGGUUCUGCUCCUCCAACAAGUCGGGAUCAUCCCAGACCAUGUUGUGAUGCUGGAGGCUCCUGAAGAGGUCCUGCUGCAGAGGGCCCAGGGGAGGCUCCUGGACUCCCUGACAGGAGCUCAACGUCUGGAGAGGGGGCGUGGCCUCUCAGAGGAGCAGCUAUUGGCCGAGCUGCAGCGCUACCGCUGUGAGGUCACAGGUCUGAGGUCAGCCUAUCAGCACGUCCUGGGGGUCAUCAACGCAGACCAGCCUCACACUGACGUCUACCAUCAAGCUCUGGCAUUGGUCCAAACUCGUCAUUACUCCAGAACUCCCAGAAUCCUCCUGCUGGGUCCACCUGGCUCCGGGAAGAGCCUUCAGGCCCGUCUGCUGUCUGAGAAUUACAAGAUGGUUAAUGUGUGUUGUGGUCAGCUGUUGAGGUCUGCAGCAGCUGAUGGUUCUGGUCCAGGAGCACUGGUCCAGCCCUACCUGGAUGACGGACGUCCAGUUCCAGACUCUGUGGUUCUGCGGGUCCUGGAGGAGCGCCUGAGCCGAGUGGACUGCAGCUGCAGAGGUUGGGUUCUGCACGGGUUCCCCCUCAACCUCCAGCAGGCCCGGAGCCUGCAGGAGACUCAGAACCAGCCCAACAGGGUGUUCCUCCUGGAGGCUCCUGAUCAUGUAUGUUUGGAGCGUCUCAGUCUCAGAACCGUAGACCCGCUCAGCGGGGAGAGGUACCACACUGUGACCCGACCCGCUCCGAGCGCUGAGGUCCAGGCCCGCCUACAGACUGCACCGGAGGACCGCUUGGAGGAGGUGACCCAGAGACUGAACCAGUACCGGGUCCAUUGUGCUGCCCUGCAGUCUGUGUAUCCAGAUGUGAUUCACAUCAAUGCGAAUCAGAACCACCUCUCUGUAUUCGAGGCUCUGGAGAGCCGACUGACCACCAACUGACAUCUGGAACCCACCUGGACCCACCUGGACCUGCCUGGACCCGCCUGGACCCGCCUGGACCCACCUGGACUCGUCUGGACCCACCUGGACCCACCUGGACUCACCUGGACCCACCUGGACUCGUCUGGACCCACCUGGACCCACCUGGACCCGCCUGGACUUGUCUGGACAGAAUCCUCUCCUUCAGUUUAUUAAUAAAUUGUUUGUUCAGA